AUGUCCAUUCCCCAGCCCCACGACUUGGGAAUCGUGCCAAAGAAUAAAAAACGAAGAAAUCCCGAUGGUGCUCGCCGUGUAGUUUGCGAGCCGUGUCAUGCCUCAAAACUCAAGUGCGAUCGUGGACGUCCCUGUUCGCGGUGUACUAGGAGACAAGUCGAGUGUAUUUAUGCUCCACCGCCAGCACGUAAAAAGCAUCCUACGGGACCCGAUUGGAGAGCGAUACUGAACAUUGUUGAGCCUCCCGUGACGAAAACUUGGUCCGAGUACCAGUCAUCCUUCUCAGCGGUUGAUUUGAUAUGCCCAAUUGACGUGGAGCGUGUCAAGACGCGCUGGCUCGAAGGGUUUGCCUCUGCUCUUGACCGGCAGCCAAAAGUCCUCGGCCCAGGAGUAACAUUCUUUACACUUACAACGUUGAGAUCAUGGCCACGCAUGCUCACGCAAACGGGUACCGGAUCACCACCUUUCAUUCAUCCAAGUCAGCUACAGAACAGUGAAUAUCCACCUCCACUGGCAAGAUGUGUUACCAUCGCUCACAUGUGGGCAAAUCAAACCUCUGAUGGGGGAGACAUUGUACGAGAGACCAUACUCAGAGAAGCUCAAGCUUUGUUCGAGUCGGACAGACUGGGCUCCAGCAAUGAUAUGGAACGUCUUGUGACUAUGCAAGCAUAUCUGCUCUUGUGUCUGAUGCUCUUACCAUCGUGUACAACAGAGCCAAUGACGAUACCUCAAGAGAUGAAAAUUAAUCUGCAAGAGCUUACAGCCAAGAGUGCAAGAGAAGGGCUGAUCUGUCCUGCCGAACAGACUGGCAGUCGUCCAGAUUACUCGUCUUGGAUCCUCGCCGAAGCCAAACGCAGGACCAUAUAUGCAAUUUACAUGCUUGACGACGUAAUCAAUACACUAGGCAACAUGCCUUGCGUGCUCGGCGAUGAGUUGGGCAUCUUACCCAUGACAUGUAGUAAAAUGCUCUGGCUAGCUUGCUCGUCUCAAGAAUCAUGGGAACAAGAAUACAACACAACAUUGGCAUCUGGAAAGUACUUGCGCUUAGAAGAGCUAUGGAUUCAUCCUGCUGACGAGCAGACGAGGAGGAGAAGAGAAAGGUGGCUUGCUGCUGUUGAUGAGUUUGGAUUGAUGAUCUAUGCUGUCGCCACGAUCAGUCAGUUGCACUGA
Messenger RNA from Aureobasidium melanogenum CBS 110374, 1170 nucleotides. RefSeq lists its product as uncharacterized. Gene Ontology annotation, molecular function: zinc ion binding; DNA-binding transcription factor activity, RNA polymerase II-specific. The transcript has a single exon. The record is from RefSeq and is a predicted model, not a curated record. Bases 1 to 1170 code for a protein of 389 amino acids. Gene Ontology annotation, biological process: regulation of DNA-templated transcription. NCBI's taxonomy places the organism in Eukaryota, Fungi, Ascomycota, Dothideomycetes, Dothideales, Saccotheciaceae.